CGUGGCUCCUCCCGCUCCGCCGGCCAUCCCGCGGGGUGAAGGCCAUGGACGUCAACCAGCCCAAGCAGGAGCAUUUGCUGGCUCUGAAAGGUCCUGUUUUCCACUGAUCUAUGCAUCAUGGGGCAAGGAAAUUCUUGUAAAUAAGAUGUUUCAGUCUAGAUACAAGAAUCAUUAUCAAGAGACUGGUUUCCUAAGAAUCACUGGAUUCCUACUGUUCAAGCAUGGAAGUGGUCUUGCACUAUCGACCACAUCAGAGAGAUUUAAUAAAACUGCAGAAAUUUGCAGAAGCAGCAGUGAAGGAGUUUCCCAUUCGCCAAUUACCAAGAUUUGCACCCUGGUUUCCAAAUGAUUUACACAGACUUCCCCUCAAACCAAAAAAGCAGGCACCUGUUAUUUCUUGUGAGGAAGUGGAAGAAUUGAAACAGCUUUCUACACCUUCAGAAUAUGUUACAGGAUCUACUGAUUAUGACUGCACAAAAAAUCUCCUUGAGUUUCACUCUAGCAUGAAACAUGGUCCGACUUUAAUCCAAGCACAGGUUGUUCACAGACCAGUUAACUUGGACUGUCAAGGAGAACCACCACCUAAUGGAAAACAAAAAUUGAAACGGUCUUGGAGUGUCUCUCUCCCUAGCACUAAACUCAGAGAAAAGAUUCAUCCUUUAUCUCAAGAACUGCAGAAUAAUUUGGAAAGACUAAAACUGCAUGCAUUUUGUAGAGCCAAGUGGACAAUUGAACAGUCUUUUUGUAAAAAUGAGAAUUUGGAGGACAUAUGGAUAAAAUUGAAUAGACUCAUUAAACAGAAUGAAUUGCCAUCAUGCAAUGCUACUAUCCAAAGAUCUGUGGGACAGAUAUGGAUUUUCUGUGAUAUAUUAUACUGUGAAUAUGUUAGAAAUAUUCUUAGGGAAAAGCUAAGCCUUACAGAUAAAAUGAAUUUGCUUGUACAUAAAUAUGGAAUUAUAUUUAGUUUAUAACUUCAAAUAUAUUUCAAUAAUAACAUUACAGUCAGAAAUACUAAAGUUUUUAAGCACUUCAGAAUAUAUAGAUCUUAAAACAACUGAUAAAUUAAGAGUAAGAAAACUACUCAUGUUACUUUGCCAUAGGCUUUGGUUUUCUAACUACAAUGAUAUAUUUAUUUAACUUUGUUUUGUCUCAAGACUUAUAGUUCUGUUAAGAUUAGUAAAUUUCCACUUGGCUUAGUACUGUGUUUUAUAGCCUUUCUCUACCUUGGUGGUCUAAAGCGAAAAAUGGAAAUAAAAAUUCCAGACUAUUGUGGCAAGCUAUGUCAGAUAAUAAAAUUAAUGCUGUCAAUUAAGCAAAGUACAUCCUCUCUGCUUCAUUUAGAAUUAGGAGAAGGAAAGAUGUUUUUAAGUGUGUUGUAAUAAUUGCUAUAACAGCUGUAACUGACAUUAAGAUUUUCAAGAUCUGAUUAUUUCCUGAAAGUAGUAUGUGAGUUUUUUUAAUGAUGGCAUAUCCCUCCCAUGAAGUACAAAAUCAAUUUAUGUGGGAUAUGUAGUAAUGUUAGCUAUAUUUUCACAGAAGUAUUAAUGAUAGCUUCAGUGGAAGCUGUGGGCUAAAAAAUAAUAAACAACUUAAUAAUUGCUGUUUUAUGCCUUUGAUAAUUUAUUUUCCUGAUGUUUCUGUUCUUUUGUCUCUAAUUAUAUUUGGGAACAAGAAAACACCAGCUUCCAGGUGAAAGAGAGGAAAUUAGGAAAUGAGACAUCUAUUUGAACCCUCUUGUUGUCUUUGAGAAUUUGAAUGCCUUUUAUGGUCAUAAAAGGCAGAGUUCAGGAUGACUUUUUGUCUUCUAAAAGAUUGAAGUGUUCCAAGGUCAUGCUGUCCCUGCUGAGUUGAAACUUUGGAGGGUCAGUAGAGAAGUUUAAAUAGGAUCAAUAUGACUGCAAGAUUUUGCAUUUGCACUCCUACGAAUUCUAGAUAGUUUUGAUGUAGCUGGAGGUCAAGGCCUGUAGCAUCUGGAAAAGGGGGAAAACAGUAUUUGUAGAUUAUUAGAUUGUCAUUAAUGCUGCUCGCACCAAAAUGUACCUAAGCAUAACAGAGAUCCCUCUGUAAAAAAAACAAAAGUGAAUUCCCCUCAGAUUUAACAGUCUUGUAACAUCCUUGUGUUGCAUAAUUAUAUUUUAUUAUAGGCAUUACAAUUUUUUUUAGAUAAAAAUUUCUCCAUUUGAGUGAUUGACAUGUAUUUUUAAACUUUGACUGAAUUUUAAGACAUUUGUAGAUGUCUUACAUUUAUGAUUGGGGUGUUUGUCACAUUUAAUAUGACAACUUAGCAAAACUGAUGCAAAAUGCUGUCUAGACUGCAUUAUAACUGCAGUAUAACUAAGGGUUGUUAAUAGUUUUAAAGUCUGUCUAGCCAAAUUUUUUGCUGACAUUAUAUUUCUGAGCUCAACAUUAAUAGUAACAAAAUUUGCAAAAUUGCAUCAGCAUUUUUGAAGAUAAAAUGAAGUAAAAUGCAGUGUGAUUUGAGUUCUAUUUAAUGUUUUUUGUAUCUAGGAUCUUAGAAGAGAUGAUACAUUUUCUAACAGUAAUUUAGUACUUCUAAUAAAUGUGAUAAUACCUAUCAUAGGUUGUUUUGACUUCAUUCUGUGAUGUAUUUGUUUAUUUUCUGAAACAUGACUUAACUUUUUUUUAGAAAUAGCAAAUGGUAGUUAUACAGGCAUAGUGUGAAUUUGAAUAAAUUUGGAUAAUGCCAAUAAUACAGUCCCACUAGAUUAAUUUGAUAUACUGACAAAAGAGCUAAACAUUUUACUAAACAGAAGGAGAGAUUGUUGUCACUGUAGCUGCCAGUUUUGUGCUGCUUUGAGUUGGCUUGUAUGUGAGUAAUGGUAGAUACACUGCUAGCUGUGAGCACCUCAGCUGGUAACUGAGGUCUUGUAAGAGUAAACACCAUGCUUCUCUGCAGAAUUACUACAGUCAUGGUUAGCGCUGGUAUACAAGCUGAAAUCCAGGCUUUCAUUUUGUUCUCUUUGAGGAAUGCUUAAUUCAUAAGCAUGUGUAAUUCAGUAUAUUUUCUUUUUAAUUUCCAAUGUUGAAUGUGGUUCACUGUUUACUCUAUUUUAUAUAUCUUGGGUUUUGUUUAAUAUACCUCACGGUUCUAACUCUUCAAAGGUCACCAUAACAAAGAGAAUAUGUUCUCUUUUUUUUUCAUGUGAAAAGUGAGAAUUGUUUUUGUCAAUGGUCAUUUGCAUGGGUCUGCUGUAUGGUAGCAUAAGUUCUUGUGAACCAAUAUUGCCCACUGUACCCAAAUGUCUGUCAAAGCAAUUGAAUACUUUACACCACUGGGAACAGUGAACGCUGUCUGGACACAGUAGCUGUACAAAAGUACAAUAAAAAUAAACCUACCAUACCUGUGUCAGUGCAAACGUAU
Messenger RNA from Pyrgilauda ruficollis (rufous-necked snowfinch), 3382 nucleotides. It is a transcript of the gene SHLD3, whose product is annotated as shieldin complex subunit 3. Gene Ontology annotation, biological process: negative regulation of double-strand break repair via homologous recombination; positive regulation of isotype switching; positive regulation of double-strand break repair via nonhomologous end joining. The coding region runs from base 222 to 971 and encodes 249 amino acids. The transcript has 2 exons. Lineage: Eukaryota; Metazoa; Chordata; Aves; Passeriformes; Passeridae. The record is from RefSeq and is a predicted model, not a curated record.